GCCCUAUAGCAGCAUAUACUUUGCCAGGCAAUGACUUUAGACAAAUUAACAACUUUUAUCUAGAAAAAAGAAAGAAGCAGACCAAGAGGCGACAUGUUUCCAGAAGCGGCGGCUCCUCUCUUCUCUCAGGCCGUCCUUGUGAAGGCUUUGAGGCGGCUGUCAGCACAUGGAGGAACCGGCGGCCUGCAGGCCCGCAGACACUUCACUACCACCCGCUGUCUGACAGGCAAGACCCAUCCUGUACAGAAGGCCAAAGAGAAGGUGGACAUCCCCGGACUGGAGAGGGUGACUUUUGGGGAUAGGAUGCACUAUAUACCGGGGCUGGCUAAACCCGUUAAUCCAUAUUGGGAGAGGGAUUAUAAGGACCCGAGGUUUUACAGAACUCCCCCUGCUCAGGAGAUGCCUCUGCACAAAGAGAAACCAUGUUAUGUGUACAACCAGAGGACCAACGCACUGGAAGGUGUGCUUCAAGCUCUGUGGUUGACCAAAACCAAGCUGAUCUCUGGUCUGCCCCCUCAUAUCCUCUCAUUGGCGGAGGAUCCUGCCAAUCAGAUACCGAAUCAGGACGAGCGGGUGCAGAACGCCAUCAAACACGCCCGCUUCUGGGACACGACGGAGGACCGACCGAACAAGAGCAAAUACAGCAACACACUUCUCUCCAACCUGCUCCAUGUGUGUGCUACUCUACAAAGCAGCCACCCAGCGAUGGGGAGGAGGAUCUUUGCUGAGAAAUACUCACUGGCAGCUUCAUGGCAAAGAGGUGAGGACCUGUUACAGAUCAAGGGUCAGAACGGUUUACUGCACACCUGCAUGGAUCCUCUCCCGGAGGUUUCCGGUAAACAGGAAGUGGAGGAGACGGCGGAUCACGCCCUGAAAAGCUUCUACCCAGUCUCCCCCACCAUCGACCUGCAGAAAGUUAACCUGUACAAAGAGGUGAACUCGUCAGGUUUCAGGGAUGGCUACCCUUACCCUCACGCCCACACUCUUUACUUCCUGGACGGAGUGGAUACUCGCUGUAAGCUCCGCCCCGAUCAGUUCAGAGCCAAGAUGGUCAUGUUCGCUUUUGGGAACGCUCUGGCCCGCGCACACACACUGUAUGGGCCCCAGCCCCAGCGUCUAUUAGAACAUCCUAUAACAGUGCAGGCAGUGGGGUCCAAUGGCAGAGUCUUCCACUUCCUGGUUUUCCAGCUCAACACCACAGAUCUGUCAGGAGACGACGGCAUCAAGAACCAGGUGUGGUUGGAUGAAGACGCUGAACUCUAUGAAUUUGCAAAAGUGCGACCACUCAUCAAGAAGAAGCAAGUGCAGGUACCAGCUGGUCUGACAGGAUACAAACCCGAGACAUUCAGCAAGUUCCUGGCACUGUACUUACACGGAGCUGUUUAGGACUACGUGUGUAUGUGUGUGUGUGUGUGUGUGUGCGUGUGCGUGUGUGUGUAUGUGGACACACUCCGAGCAGUGAGUCACCAGACAAGUAUGUAUGUUUGUAUGUUUGUCUGUUCCUCCUGUGAGAACUCAAUAAAUAAAAACUGUCAUUCUGAA
Molecule: messenger RNA, 1542 nt
Organism: Scomber japonicus (chub mackerel)
Lineage: Eukaryota; Metazoa; Chordata; Actinopteri; Scombriformes; Scombridae
Gene: mrpl37
Product: mitochondrial ribosomal protein L37
Exons: 8
Coding region: 94-1386 (430 amino acids)
Biological process (GO): translation
Cellular component (GO): ribosome; mitochondrion
Molecular function (GO): structural constituent of ribosome
Source: RefSeq, a predicted model, not a curated record